Molecule: messenger RNA, 1704 nt
Organism: Colletotrichum truncatum
Lineage: Eukaryota; Fungi; Ascomycota; Sordariomycetes; Glomerellales; Glomerellaceae
Product: amino acid permease
Biological process (GO): amino acid transmembrane transport
Cellular component (GO): membrane
Molecular function (GO): amino acid transmembrane transporter activity
Source: RefSeq, a predicted model, not a curated record
AUGGCGGCGAAACAUGAAGAUAAAGGCGACAUCAACGCCCUCGACCGCGGUCGCAGUCAUGAGAACGAGAAGCGCGGCUCCAUCUCCAAUUCCAUGCGCGAGAGCUCUGUGGGCCGUGGUGAUCGCCAAAAUUCCGACCAGCUUCAGCGCCACUUGACGAACCGACACAUUCAGCUUAUCGCCAUCGGCGGUUCCAUUGGUACAGCCCUUUUCGUCAGUAUCGGAACCGGUCUCCAGCGUGGCGGCCCGGCCAGCUUGUUAAUCGGCUACAUCAUCCACUCCGUCAUGGUCGGUAUGGUGAACAAUUGCCUGGCAGAAAUGUGUGUAUAUAUGCCUGUCACUGGUUCCUUCAUCCGCAUGGCUGGCAAGUGGGUGGACGAGGCCUUUGGCUUCAUGUCCGGCUGGAACUUCUUCCUCUACGAAGCCUUUCUCAUCCCAUUCGAAAUCUCCGCCCUCAACCUGGUCCUCACCUUCUGGCGCGACGAUAUCCCUGUUGCCGCCGUUUGUGUCGCGUGUAUCGUACUGUAUGCGCUUCUGAACGUCGUCGCCGUCAAGUGGUUUGGAGAAGCCGAAUUUUGGUUAGCCAGCGGCAAGAUCCUACUGAUCGUUAUCGCAUUUUGUUUCACCUUCAUCACCAUGGUUGGUGGCAACCCCCAACGUGACGCCUACGGCUUUCGUACGUGGAAGGAUCCCGGUGCUUUUGCAACCUACAUCAACACUGGCGACCUCGGUCGCUUCCAGGGAUUGCUCGCCGCCAUAUACUCUGCCGGUUUCACCGUUGUUGGUCCGGAAUACAUAUCUAUGGUGGCUGGUGAGGCCCAGCGUCCUCGCACCUACCUCAAGCAGGGUUUCAAGACAGUCUACUGGCGAUUUGGCGUUUUCUUCAUUGGCAGCGCCAUCGCCAUUGGUAUUGUCGUUCCCUACAACGACAAGAAACUAGCCAACGCAGGAGCUGGAACUGCCGACGGUUCGCCGUAUGUCAUUGCGCUUCAGAACAUGGGUAUCGGUGUUCUUCCUCACGUCAUCAACGCCCUUCUCUGCACCAGUAUCUUCAGCGCUGGUAAUGCCUACACUUACUGCGCCAUGCGAAGUCUCUACGGCCUCGCCCUCGACGGUCAAGCCCCCGGCAUCUUCAAGAAGUGCCUGAAGAACGGUAUCCCGAUCUACGCGUUCGCAAUUGUUAUGCUCUUCCCGCUGCUGUCCUUCUUGCAGGUGUCAAACAACACGGCACAGGUUGUUACCUGGCUACAGAGUUUGACCCAAGCCGCGCAGCUGCUUAACUAUGUCGUCAUCUCCGUCAUUUAUGUCUUCUUCUACCGCGCAUGCAAUGCUCAGGGCCUUAUUAGGAGAAACCUACCAUACUAUGGCUACUUCCAGCCCUACUGCGCAUACAUCGGCAUCGUGUGGAUGACCUUCAUGGUUACCACCUUUGGAUAUACUACCUUCCUUCCCGGUCGAUGGGACACUCUGACCUUCUUCUCGUACUACCUGAUGAUCUUUGUCGGCAUCAUCACCUUCACGACGUGGAAGCUGUUCAAGAGAACCAAGUUCGUUCGAUCAUCCGAGGCCGACCUUAUCUGGGACAAACCCAUCAUCGACGCAUACGAAGCGCAGUUCACAGAACCACCGACCCGAUUCCGAGACGAGGUUCGAAAGAUAUUUGGUUGGAAGAAAAAUAAGGGUGUAUCUGAAGACGCUCCAUAA